Molecule: messenger RNA, 2174 nt
Organism: Thalassophryne amazonica
Lineage: Eukaryota; Metazoa; Chordata; Actinopteri; Batrachoidiformes; Batrachoididae
Product: probable serine/threonine-protein kinase kinX
Exons: 15
Coding region: 108-2174 (688 amino acids)
Source: RefSeq, a predicted model, not a curated record
AUGAAGAGGAGGAGGAAGGAUUAGAAGAAGAGGAAGAACUGGAAGGGGAGGAGGAAGAAGAGUAUGAAGGUGAAGAUCUGGAGGAGGAAGAAGAAAAGGAGGAAGAGAUGGGAGAUGAAGAUGAGCCUGACACAAAGUACCCUGAUGCAGCUCCUCCUGAAAGCGAUGAAGAUGAUGAACAUGACGUGAAAGAAGAGGCAGGAGAUGAAAAAGAUGUCCCCGAGUAUAAGCAGGAGAAAGAGGAGGAAGAUGAUGUGGAGGAAUCUUCAGAAGAACCUGCAGCUGCUGAGGAUGAAGUUCAAGUUUCUCCUGAAGCUGUUUCUACCUCUGAAGAAGAGGAGACAGAGGUGUCUUCAGAAUCAUACGUUGCUCUUGAUGAAGACAGCAGUGAUGAUGCAUUCAGUGACAUUUCAGACGUCAGUGAGUCAACACCUCUGUCUACUGAGGAAGACGAGACUGACACUGGUGAUGACGAAGACGAUGUUAAAUUAACUGACAGCUUUCCACUGUCUGAUGCUGAUGAUAUAGAUGUUUCUCCUGCUUAUGAUGAUGGUGAUGAUCACCUUCCUCCUCUUCCUGUAGAAGACACUGAAGAUGAUGAUCGUGUGGACCAAUCAGACAAGGACAUCUCUGUUGGGUCCUCUGAUCAAUUUGCAGACGAUGAAGACGAGGAGGAGGACAUUGAUGUCAAAAAUGACUUUGAAAGAGAUGUCCAUGUUGAAAAAAGCAGUGAAAGCACUGCUCUGGACAAACUCGAAGAUGUCACCAAAGAAGACAUCCAUGAUGAAGAUGAAGAAGAGGAUGGUGACAUUCUUCACUUUGAGAGUCUGGACAGUGGUGUGCUGGGUGAUGAGGACGAAGAUGACGACUUUGUCUCCAGCACUGAUGUGUCUGAUGAUACGACCAGUGAAGAAGAUGAAGAUGUUGACACCAGCUCACUGGAAUUCACCUUCGACCAAGAACAUCCAGAGAUGAAAGAAUCCCUCACUGACGUAGAUGAAGGAGAUGAGAUCACAUCAGAGUCCUUCACAGAUGAAGAUGAUGAUGAAGAAGACACAUUGCUAAAAGCCCCUGCAGCAGCUUUUACUGUCCAGCAGGAGGCAGCAAAGCCUGAGGCAGAGACAGAGGAGGAAGACGAUGACGUCACACAGGUGGAUGACGAUGAGACUGAGGAGACGGAUGCAGAGAUAUUUGUUACAGGUCAACGUGUUGCUCCUGUGGACGAGGAUGAGCAGGAAGAUGAAGAGGAGCCGUUGACCGCGCCACCAAAACCCGAAGCUGAUGAUGAAAAAGAGGAGUAUGACGAAGAUAGCGAUGAGGAAAAGGCAACAGUGGAUGUGAUGAAACCGUUGCCUGAACCUGAGGAAGACACAGCAAAGUCUGUCCCCACAGUGUGUCCCUGCUUGCAUUCUGCCAAACAGCCAGUCACCAAGGCUGCAACCAAAAGAGAAGCAGAAGCUCCCAGGAGAGUUUCAGCUGUGAGAAGAAAAAAAGACCAACACAUUACCAAGAUGGGGGAAAAGCCAAAAAGAAAAGUUCUUCCCAGAAUUGCAAUUUUGGAACCGAAGGUCAAGAGGAUCAGAAGUCUGCCUGGUCUUCUAAAAGCCACGAGAGAGACGAAGGCCAAGAUUUCUAAAACAGGAACUCAAAAACAAGCUGAGGAUACAGAAUCUGGGCAGGAAGUUGGUCCGUGCCGGCCUGCACCUGUCUACUGUCCGUCUCCACCAGGCUGGUACGUUCAUCACAUAGUCACAGACAAUCCGUACCCCCCACAGACGAUCUCAGCGCCCUCAGCUCCGAUUGUGACCACCCAUCCUGCCGCUCCACAAAUGCAGCCUCAAUACCAACAACCACUGCCUUAUGUCCAGUAUCAGCCAUAUCUACAACCAGUGCAACCACCAGUCCAGCCGCCACCAGAACCAAUCCAACCAGUGCACCCUGCUGCCACCGAUCAGGCACCUCCUGUGCAGCCUGAGAUCCAGGCUCCACCUGCUGAAGCUCCGGCUGCAGCUUCAAUCCACGAACCAGAGACGGAUGAUGAAGAUCUGAAAGCUGCUUCAACAGAGAAAGCUGCAAAGAAGAAAACAACAGUGGCUUCUCCAAAGAAAGAAUCGACAGCAGUGAAAGAAAAAACAAAGACUGGUAAUUCAUUUUUCACCUUCAAGAACAUUUGA